UAUUUUCCCCAUUGUGAUCGAGUCUUUAAUGUGUUUCUUGUGUCUUGUAUGUUUCCCAUUUAUUUUGUUAAAUAUUAUGUUAAAAAAGUCGCGUUAAAAUGUUACAACAGCUCGAAAACGUUGAUGAUGUUGAAUGCUCCGAACAUAUUUGUUCGGGAUGUCUCAAUGUUCUCGAUGAUGAGGAGUGCGUUUCCGCCCUUGGACAAGACUGGCACGUUGAUUGCUUUCGGUGCUCAGCUUGCGAUGCUUCUUUAUCCAGUUGGUAUUUUGAGAAAGAUGGGUUAUUAUUUUGCAAGAAUGAUUAUUGGAGUCGAUAUGGUGAAGCUUGCCAACAUUGUAGCCAGAUCAUAACCGGACCUGUUAUGGUCGCUGGAGAACAUAAAUUCCACCCGGAGUGUUUUUGUUGUAGUCUUUGUGGUAUUUUUAUCGGGGAUGGAGAUUCUUAUGCUCUUGUUGAGCGAUCAAAAUUGUAUUGCGGACAAUGUUACAAGAAGCAAAUGCAACCUUUGGAGAAGACGGCGAAAUUCCCGUUUUUCCGAAAACCCCACUCAAUCCGCCUGUUAGAGAUUCCUAAGGGACAAAAAGGGAUCAAAAUUUCCGCGGAUCCAACUUCAGACGUCCACCACAUCAUUUCCGAGUUUAUUUGGAAAUGUAAAGGAAAAAUGCUACGGCUUGCUUUAACGUUCUUAACCUCAAUGCUUAACCCCUGCUGUAACAUAUUACGCUAUUAUAGAUUAAACGUGAAUAAUGAUCUGAUGUCGUUACACAUUGGAGAUAAAAUUUUAGAAAUAAACGGAACCCCCGUAAAAGACACGACGUUAGAAAACGUUGAGAAUUUAUUAAAAUACUCGGAUAAAGUGGUUCAAUUAACGAUUGAGCACGACCCCGAAACAAUUUUAAAAUCGUUUAAUUCGCCUCUUAAUUACAAUCUAACAUCAGCUCCUCCGUUAACGCAAACUCUAAGUGAUACCGAUAUUCCAUUGAAAAAUAAGAACAACUUGGAAUUGAGCCAUUCGAAUCAAUCAAUUGAAGCAACAACCGUUAAAAGUGUUGAAAACGUGAUCGAAACGACUCAAAAAAAAGCCGGAGAUAAGGAGAGGUUGUUCAAACGGAAGGACGAGGGUUAUAUGAGUGGAUAUGUAAGGUCGAGACAGUUAAAAAGGAAAAAUUUGGAGAAAAGACCUUCGUUGGAUAAGGAAAGGAGCUCUUCAAUGAGUCGAUUACUCGACGAAGCUCCAAAUAAUAAGCGUUGCCUUGAAUUGUCUCGGGCUUACUCAUUUUUGGAACCGAAGCCGCAACAAAGGGUUUUUAGGGCGUCGGAUUUAGUGAAAGGUGAACUUUUGGGGCAAGGUUUUUUCGGGCAAGUUUUUAAAGUAACAACGAGGGACACCGCGGAAGUUAUGGUGCUUAAAGAAUUGUAUCGAUUGGAUGAGGAGGCCCAAAAAAACUUUUUGAAAGAAGUUGCUGUUCUAAGGAGUUUAAGUCACAACAAUGUACUCCGUUUUAUCGGGGUUUUGUACAAAGAGCGUCGACUUCAUUUGGUGACUGAGUAUAUCGCCGGUGGAACGUUAACUGAGCUAAUUCAUGACGUUUCGCAACCGUUACCGUGGGAACAGCGGGUUUCUUUCGCGAAAGAUAUCGCUUCUGGGAUGGCUUAUUUGCACUCGAUGAAUAUUAUUCAUCGUGAUUUGAAUUCGCACAACUGUUUAGUUAGAGAGGUAAGUUUUAAAAUUUACUUCGUUAAGCUUAGGCAUUACAAUAAUACUACAUCAACACGAAAACUUAGAAUGUAG
Molecule: messenger RNA, 1793 nt
Organism: Onthophagus taurus
Lineage: Eukaryota; Metazoa; Arthropoda; Insecta; Coleoptera; Scarabaeidae
Source: RefSeq, a predicted model, not a curated record